AUGAAAGCGGUCCCCGUGUACUUGCUCUUUCAACCAGCCAAUGUUUUAGUUCCAAAUCGAAAAUUACAGGACUCGCAAGAGGUCAAUUGGGCAGGCAUCGUGUCGAUAGAAAGGGUCCAGGGCAAGACAGGGGAACACAUCAACCAAGGGGACUAUGUGCCUACAAGGCACCGUGGGGGAGGAACCCAUCAAGGAGAGGUGGACAAGGUAGUCACGGAUGACGCCGGAGCACACGAGGAAGAUGUAGCCAAUCCUCCGAAAAUGAGGUUGUCUAUCUUAGUUGUUUCCCUAAUCCAUGGGGCGUUUUUAAGCCCUGCCCUCCUUGGCGCCUCGCCCCUUCACCAUGGUUCGUCUGUAUCGAACCCGGGACAAGAUCUCAUCUCGGUCCUGUCGAGUGCAGCAGAGAAUCCCAUAGUGGAUGGGAGAGUAUCGGACACUGUCUCGAAUAUCAGAUCAAGCAUCGCAGCAGACAGGAGCUUCCACGCGGCCGGGGACGAAACGGUGCAAUUGGCGUGGAAGAAGAUCGAGACGAUCUUCACGAACCGCACCAGCUCAACUCUGCUCGAUUUCGUGCACAGCAUCGUUGUCUCCGGCCUGCUCCCAUCCAAUCUGCUCUCCUUUCUGAACGGUUAUCUGAACAACAACAUUAAUUCGGGCUAUAACAUGAACCCUGACCUGGACAGGGAGCGCAUAUACCCAUCCAGAGCUGCCAAAGAUGCACUAUACUCCAUCCCAGAGGAAGCUCUCCGACAAGCUAUCUAUGUCUCGAAUUUCUCUCCGUCGGGAAGGAAUGAAAGAAAGCCAGUGAUAUUGGUUCCGGGAACUGCUGCGCCUGCUGGAACGACAUACUAUUUCAACUUUGGAAAACUGGGCAGCGCUAUCCCCGCAGCUGACGUGGUCUGGGUCAAUGUCCCCGAUGCCUCGUUGGGAGACGUCCAGGUCAACGCCGAAUACAUAGCAUAUGCCAUCAACUACAUUUCCACUCUCUACCAGACCAAAGUCAGCGUCAUCUCGUGGUCCCAGGGUGGGCUAAACACACAAUGGGCGCUAAAGUACUGGCCGUCCACCCGGGACGUGGUGGAGGAUUUCAUCGCCCUGAGCCCGGAUUUCCGGGGGACCAUAGUAAGCACACUGGCGUGCCCCUGGCUCGCGGGGACUGUUUGCACCCCCGCACUCUGGCAGCAGGGAUCGGACACCAAGUUCGUUCACACCCUGAGGGGUCUCGGGGGUGACUCGGCAUAUGUCCCCACGACGACUAUCUACUCCUCCUUCGACGAGGUGGUGCAACCGAUGAGGGGAGAUCAGGCAUCUGCAAUCCUCCAGGAUUCACAUGGGGUUGGCGUGUCCAAUAACCAUUUACAGACCAUUUGUCCUCACAAGCCUGCGGGGGGUAUUUACACGCACGAGGGUGUACUAUACAACCCACUUGCAUGGGCGCUUACCAUCGACGCGCUAACUCAUGAUGGACCCGGUGAUCCAUCGCGACUCGACGUCGGCAAGGUGUGCCAGCGAUUACUUCCCCCACAACUCAGUUUGGAUGACAUGCUCGGCACGGAAGGCUUACUGCUCGUCUCGAUGUCCGAAGUUCUCAGGUACACACCGAAGACCUUCACGGAACCCGACAUCAUAGGCUAUGCUUCUAUAGUGCCUGGGGUGGCGGAGAGCGGAAUCAGAAGAGAAAGAGAGAUAUGA
Messenger RNA from Aspergillus sclerotioniger CBS 115572, 1692 nucleotides. RefSeq names its product putative lipase. The transcript has 3 exons. The coding region runs from base 1 to 1692 and encodes 563 amino acids. Lineage: Eukaryota; Fungi; Ascomycota; Eurotiomycetes; Eurotiales; Aspergillaceae. The record is from RefSeq and is a predicted model, not a curated record.